This is a messenger RNA of Dicentrarchus labrax (European seabass), 3424 nucleotides long. It is a transcript of the gene gpr37a, whose product is annotated as G protein-coupled receptor 37a. Gene Ontology annotation, biological process: positive regulation of MAPK cascade; adenylate cyclase-inhibiting G protein-coupled receptor signaling pathway. The record is from RefSeq and is a predicted model, not a curated record. Lineage: Eukaryota; Metazoa; Chordata; Actinopteri; Moronidae. Gene Ontology annotation, cellular component: signaling receptor complex; plasma membrane. Gene Ontology annotation, molecular function: prosaposin receptor activity; G protein-coupled peptide receptor activity.
CCUGCACCUCCUACUCUCGGGUCCUCUUCUCUCUGUUUCUCAGACGGAGCUUGGCGUCCCCACCGGCCAUAUUUCACCGCGCUCUCUCCCGGCCUCCGAGCGCUCCGGAGCGGCUGUGCGCGCAGAAACUUCAUGGGACGGACGUGGACCUGCCCCGGGUGGGAUUCAGCACUCUACCCCGACCCCCUCCAUCAGCUGCAGAGGAUCUGAACAGUCAGUUUACUUUUUCCAUCUCAGUUUGAGGACAUUCUUUCCCCUCUGGUUUUUUGUCUCUUUGGUGAUGCCUCCAGACUGGAGCCGCUCCGGGACGCACCAUAACCCGACAGGUGCUCCUCUGAUACACGAGCAGAGACUUUGUGUGAGCUGUUUGCGCGCAAAGAUGAAGGAAAACUGAUUAUUUGUGUCAGUUUAAAGUUCAGAUUUCUGCUUUUUUGGACUGAUUAUCAGAAACCAGAGAUGGAUCGAUCAUUUUGGAAAACGCAUCAGUUUGAUCUGAGGGGUUAGAAAAAGCAACACGAUGCUGCUUCCAUUCUCGAGGUUACUGUGUGUGUGGCUCUCCAGCGAGGCCGUCGCGAGUCAGUUCCACUGGAAGAAAACAAAGACGACUUUGAGUCCUCAUUAUGAAUCCACCGCCGCUGAUAGGAAUGCGCAGAGCCGGAGAUGGCGCACAGUCAUCGGGGAGGACAAUGGGGGGACGCGCGGGGCAAAUGCGCACGCCUCGUGGCUGGAUACUGUAAACCCGUCAUUCCCUGAGUGGCCUGGAACCCAGAAACCCCGAACCGCUGUGCGUAAAAGCGAUGCGCAGAAUGGAGCGCGGCGCAUACCUGUACAUGGAGACGAAGCUUUGCGCACGGAGGGGCCGCGGAGCGAUGGAUGCAGCCCGGGAGAGGUGCUUAAACAAACCCCGCAUGGACUCACCUGCAGCCUCGGGAGGACUGGACACAAACGGCGGAAGAGACGGAGCGCAAAACCCAGAAGGGCGAAGCGGAGCGAGCCGCUGCAGGACGGAGCCGCGGGCGCGUGGGAAGCUCUGCCCGUGGCCAUGGCACAGGAGCAAGAGGCCGGACCCCCCUUCGGACUCAACACCAGUGACUAUGAGGAGGAGUACUCUCUGCCAGACUUUCCCGACACCACGCCGUUCGUGCCGGUGAACCCGCGGACCAGACGGAAGCAGGUGAAGAACCCGUUCUACCCGGUCACCGCAGAGUCCUACGGAGCCUACGCGGUCAUAAUCACCGCCGCCGUCAUCUUCAGCGUGGGGAUCAUCGGGAACGUGUCGGUCAUGUGCAUCGUGUGUCACAACUACUACAUGAGGAGCAUCUCCAACUCGCUGCUGGCCAACCUCGCGCUCUGGGAUUUCAUCAUCAUCUUCUUCUGCCUGCCGCUCGUGGUGUUCCACGAGCUCACCAAGAACUGGCUGCUGGGGGAGUUCUCGUGCAGGAUCAUCCCCUACCUGGAGGUGGCUUCUCUCGGGGUCACAACCUUCACACUGUGCGCUCUGUGCAUCGACCGUUUUCGUGCUGCCACCAACGUGCAGAUGUACUACGAGAUGAUCGAGAACUGGGCGUCCACCACGGCCAAGCUCGGCGUCAUCUGGGUGGGUGCCCUGCUGCUGGCGCUGCCCGAACUGCUGAUCCGGCAGCUGGUCACUGAGGAUGGCGAUCCGCCUGACGUGGCGCCAUGCGAGCGCUGCGUAGUCCGGAUCUCCACUGACCUCCCAGACACGCUGUACGUCCUGGGACUCACAUACACUGGUGCACGCCACUGGUGGUACUUUGGCUGCUACUUCUGCCUGCCGACGCUGUUCACCAUUUGCAGCUCACUGGUCACGGCCCGCAAGAUCCGCCACGCCGAGCGGGCCUGCAUCCGCGGCAGCAAGAAGCAGAUCCAGCUGGAGAGCCAGAUGAACUGCGCCGUGGUGGCGUUGGCCAUCCUCUACGGCUUCUGUAUCAUUCCAGAGAAUAUCUGCAACAUCAUCAGCAUGUACAUGGCAGCCGGCGUUCCCAGGAGAACCCUGGACAUCCUGCACCUGGUCAGCCAGCUGCUGCUCUUCUGUAAGUCUGCAGUGACGCCAGUGCUGCUGUUCUGCCUCUGCCAGCCGUUCACCAGAGCAUUCCUGGACUGUUGCUGCUGCUGCUGUGACGAGUGCGGCCCGGCCCACCCCCCCACCACCGCCGCCGCCAGCGACAUCGAGAACGAGUGCACCACCACCGAGAUGGAGCUGUCGCCAUUCAGCACCACGCGCAGAGAGGCGUCCACCUCCACUGCCUACGCCGUCGUGGGGACACACUGCUGAGGUCAAAGGUCAUCAGUGUCAGGUGGAGUUUGUUCCGGGUCGUUCCGCUGAUUGUGUUUAGGAAUUUGAUUGGUGGACGCGUUGACAUAUCAGGCUGUAAAUACCUGAGUUUUUAAAGACUUGAGUGGAAUUGACUCCAAAGUGUUGAACAAGUUUGUGUUUACUGAGUGAAGACGUCACUGUUUGUCCUUUCACUGUUUACAGAAUUUACAUAUAAAAGAACACACAGCCAGUAUUGGCUAGCAUAUAUUUGUUUAGUUCUUUUUCAUUAACUCACCAGUAUUUUACUGAAGCUGCACUCAGUCUUACUUUUUGAUCAUUGUCACUGUAUUUUACAGAAGCUGAGAGCCGACAUGGACCCUGAACAUUUCUUGAGAUCACGACGCAGUCCAACAAUGUAGACUGAGUCCUUAUGUCAAACAAAUGUGGUUUGACAUCUUGAGAUAAAUGAUAAUUAAAUUGGAUAAAGUUUUAUUUUAUGUGUCUGUAAUUUCAUAAGUUCCUCUGGAAAAAGAACUUAUUUUAGUUUAUUUAUAAAGCACUUGUUAAAUUUACUGUAAAGAACAAACCUAUAUAAAACCAAAAUAUACAUUUAAUAUUCUUUUAUUCUCCAAAUAUAUUGAAUUUGGACAAAUUUCACCUCUUUCUAUGUUCAGCUGACGUGCUGCACACUCACUAAAAGACUUUCUGUGCUACGCUAGCAGUUAUUUGAAAUCGGGCAUCUACCAAUCAGACACUGUCUUAUAGACAUUGUUCUUUCCAGGAAACUAUUAGGAAACUACAGAUCCUUAAAAUAAAGUGCUACCAUAAGUCGUUGUGUUGGGAUAACGGGCAUAAAAAAUGGUCGUCACCUGUGGUUUUGUACCUUUGGAUGUUCCUGGUUGUUUUCUUUCCUUUCUUUGUGUGAGUCAGUGGGACGUACAGUAGUGUACUGAGAAUGGCCGUUGACGCUGUGUUGUUUGAUGAUGAUGUUGUGAAUCAGUUCUGGCUGUGCGAGUGUGUUGCUCUUCACUCUGUGUUUGAUAGCAGAAGACUGCACUCUGUACGGUGCAUGUGUAAUGACAGAGUUAUUGUUUUUUUUAGCCACAAGAGAAGUGUCACUUUAAUAAAGAAAUAUUUUAAAAUAGA